CUCUCUAUAUAUGUGUCGAGUCCGCUAUAAAAGCCCCGGCCAAACCACCCCUCUUUUCGCGCCGCGUAUAGGAGAUGAUCGACCCCGACGUGGCCGCGUGGAUCCUCGACUUCCUCCUCCGCCAAACCCUCGACGAUUCCCUCGUCCACCGCCUCAUCCUUUCCCUCCCCAUCCCCGCCCCCUCCCCCUCCUCCCCCCUCCACCGAACCCUAAUCCUCCGCCGCCUCUCCUCCGACCUCUCCCGCCGCUCCCUCUCCCCCCGCACCCUCCACUCCCUCGAGCUCCUUUCCUCCCUCCCCCGCCCCUCCUCCGCCGCCGCACUCCGCGCCGCCUACGCCGCCGUCGCCGCCGAUCUCACCGUGAAGCCCCUCAGACCGAGCUCUCGCGGCGGCGACGACGACGGCGGCGGCGGCGGCGGCGGCGAGGGAGGGGGAGAAGGGGAGUUCUACGACGCCGUGAAUCGGAUCUGGAACUGCCGCGUCGCGGAUCUCGAGGCGGCGGCGGAGGGGGCGGAAGGGGCGGAGGCGGCGGCGGGAUUGGUGUCGCCGGAGCUGAGGGCGACGAGGAGGGAGAUGGAGGAGGCGGUGGUGGAUGCGACGGUUAGGGCGGGUUUGGUGGUGAGGUACACGGAGGAGAGGGCGUUCCAGGCUGUUAGGGUUUAUUUGGAGGAGGCGUGGAAGGAGUUGGGGCCUUCGUUUCUUGAGCUCGCCGCCGAGGCUCUUAUUGGGAUGGCGAAGGGGAAGGGUUUGGAAAUGGAGAAUCCGAACUCUUCGAAACCUAGUCCCGAAGAAGGAUCUAGGUUGCUGGAGCUGGUCAAUCAUAGUGGAACUGUUAAUAAGCGGGGAAAGGAAAUCAUAGAAGAGAACACACAUGAGGGUGAAUCCUCCAGUCCAGAACUGCAUGAUCCGAGCAGUGUUGGAUGGAAUAGGAUGGGGAAAUGUAAGAGCACAAACUUUAGAUCUUUUGAGAAUGCUAAUGAAAGUGGAAAUCGUUGCACUAAAACAAUUUUGAAGUUGGAUAGAGAUUCUGCUGCAGAGCGGCGGCCUAGUAUGAUGGAGCGCAAUCCAACUGCACGUACUAUCGAGUGUUGUAUUGUUGUGGAAGUUAGAAAGAAUCAGCUGUUAUUUACUGUUUCCUGCUCGUACGGGCUGAUUGAUAUUCAACCGGUCUGCUGUGCUGCUGGUUCUCACCAUUAUCCCAAGGAACAAGUUUUUCUUCAUAGUCCUGGAUUGAUAGAUUGCCAGUCACAAUUAACCAGUGUGCCUGCUAGAUGGGUUUCCAGGACUUGCAUCAAUUAUUCUAGGAAGGCAAAUCAUGAGACGUGGGAUGAUUUGUUCGGAUCUCCAUUGCCAGCAAAUCCCGUGGAGGAACCUCAUGUCUCUUACCCCCAGAAAGGGAAGGAUUCUUUGUUAGUCAAAGAUAACAAUCAGUUUAUUUUACGUAAAAGAAGAAAGAAGUGGAGUUCAUUGGAAGAGGAGACCUUGAGAAAAUCUGUGGAAAGGCAUGGUGUAGGUAACUGGAAAUUUAUCAAGCAAUGCCAUCCUUCAAUAUUCAAAGACAGAACAGAGGUCGAUUUGAAGGAUAAGUGGAGAAAUUUGGUCAGGCAUUAGUCUUAGUCCCCACUUCUGCUAAUUUGCUCCAAAUGCGACUUCCAGUCACAAUGUGCUUUGGAGCGGACACUUGUUCAAAGUCUUUUUAUAUGCAAAAGCCAUUGAAAGCAAACAUGCGAGUGAGGUACACGAAGGUUAUUUUUAAUGUAAUCUAUGUUUUCUCAUGUAUCAUUACCAACAAAUAUGUCCCUUUAUGUAUUAUAUUUAUUUCUUUAACCGUGGUGUAAAUGUUUUCCUCCCUUUAUUAUCUUUAACUUAAUUGAUGCAAUUAUGUAAUGGAAAUGACUCAUUCAAAGUCUAUCAAACGAGAGCUUGAAGAGUGUGUACUUUAUGCAUUAAUAACUAUAUUUGUUGAUGUUUUU
Messenger RNA from Ananas comosus (pineapple), 1972 nucleotides. RefSeq names its product telomeric repeat-binding factor 2-like. The record is from RefSeq and is a predicted model, not a curated record. Bases 75 to 1610 code for a protein of 511 amino acids. The transcript has 7 exons. NCBI's taxonomy places the organism in Eukaryota, Viridiplantae, Streptophyta, Magnoliopsida, Poales, Bromeliaceae.